This is a messenger RNA of Carlito syrichta (Philippine tarsier), 696 nucleotides long. RefSeq names its product NKG2-C type II integral membrane protein-like. Lineage: Eukaryota; Metazoa; Chordata; Mammalia; Primates; Tarsiidae. The annotation marks the transcript as partial. The transcript has 5 exons. Gene Ontology annotation, biological process: positive regulation of natural killer cell mediated cytotoxicity; stimulatory C-type lectin receptor signaling pathway. The record is from RefSeq and is a predicted model, not a curated record.
AUGAAGAAACAAAGAAAAACUUACUCACAAUUUAAUCAGUUCGAGGACCCAAAGAAGCAGCAAAAAAAUUCUAAGGUCGCUGAAUGCUCCAUUUCAGUAACUAAACAGGAAAAAACCCACAUGAAAUUAAACCUUCAAAAUGCUUCUCUGGAUCAUCAAGAGAAAGACAUGACCUACCACAACAAAGGUUUACCAUCACCUCCAAAAAAGAUUACUGCUGAGAUCCUGGCAAACACUUGUAUUGUUCUGAUGUCUUCUGUGUUAAAAACAAUAGUUCUUAUUUCCUUAAUUUGCAAUGUUUCCUCAGCACAUAAUUGUAGAUGUCCAGAGGAAUGGUUUACAUAUUCCAACAGCUGUUAUUACAUUGGAAAGGAAACGAAAACUUGGGAGGAGAGUAUGAUGGCCUGUGUUUCUAUGAACUCCAGCCUGCUUUAUAUAGAUGAUGAAGAAGAAAUGAAAUUUCUGGCCUCACUGGUACCUGAAUCAUGGAUUGGAGUCUUCCGUAACAACAGUGAUCAUCCAUGGGUUUCAAAAAAUGGCUCAAUGUUCAAACUUAAGAUAACAGAAUAUUUUGCUCAAUACAACUGUGUAAAGAUACACUUACAUAAACUUGAGGGAGACAAAUGUGAAGCUUCACAAGCAUAUAGUUGUAAGCAUAAGUUUCAGAAUUCAAGCCCUGAGUGUGGAGUCUCUCAG